This is a messenger RNA of Paramecium primaurelia, 607 nucleotides long. NCBI's taxonomy places the organism in Eukaryota, Ciliophora, Oligohymenophorea, Peniculida, Parameciidae. The record is from the annotation of a GenBank genome assembly.
AUGAAUCAAUAUGAUUAUGCUUAAAAUAGUUUAAGAGUAUCUGAUUUUCAAAUAGUUCNAAAUCAAAUGAAGAAAUUAGAAAAUCACAUUAAGAAUUAUUAUUUUCAUUUAAAUAGACUGAGUAAAUCAAUUGGAUUGAUGAAUAUAAUAAGAAAAAACCUGAAAUUCAAUAAGCAUAAGUUUAAGUAUUUAAUUAUGAAGAAGAUUCUGAAAGUAAAAGUGAUUAAUAAUUAAAUGAAUUAUCAGAAUAAAACAAUAUUGUAAUAAAUUUAUUUAUAUUUAUUAGGAAUAAGUAGAACAUGAUUUUGAAAAAGAAGCUUUUAUGGAUAAAUUGAAGGCAUUAAGUCCUUCUAAGAAUAAUUAAUUUUAGGAGGAGAAGAUUGUUGAAGUAAAAGAAGAGAAUUAGAAUAAAAAAGAUAAUUAAAAAGGAGAAGAUGAAGAUGAUGAUGAAGAUGAUGAAGCUACUUAUUAACUUGAUGAAAAUGGUUUCUUAUUAGAUGAUGAAGGCAAUUAUUUAUUAGAUGAAAAUGGUUAAAUGAUUCAAUUAAAUGAAACCUAAAUAGAGUAUUUAAGAAAAUAAGACAUGGUUUAAGAGGAAGAUAUUUGA